GGGUAAGCCUGGUGGAAGCUUCUAUGGGCUUGGCAUGUUGUUAUUUGGGUCUUUAUUUUCUAGUCAAACUAGUAACCCACCAAACCUUCGGGAAGGAGGCAGAAGCUAUACUUUCCAAUUGCAUACAAUUACAUGCCUGGUCAAUGAAGGUGGCUCGUUCCCGUUUCCAUUCCAUUUACCCCGAGGAUCGUCGAAAUUUUCAUAUUAUCUAACAUUAUAACUCGAAUUUUAAAGACAUCCUUGUUUUUCUGCCCUCGACGAAAUUUCCCACUUUCAGAUUGCCUUUGAUACUUCCGUCCGUCGACAGGCCGGCUUCGUGGUCCACCUAUAUUGCCUGCUACUUUUUCAUUCAUAUGAUCUUUUAAAUAGCAGACAGAUAGAUUCAGUCAAGGCUGCUGCAACACCAGGAAUCCAUUAAAGAGUUCCUUUUUGUUUUUGGCUUUCUUUUGAGUGGAUCCAUAGGAAGACAAUUUUUACAAGGGAAGAGGAUGAGGAGGUAAGGUAGCAGAAACAAUGGCGUCUGAGAUCGAAGUGGUGACAGAGGAGCUUCACCAGAACACUAAUAGUCAUAAUUCCAAUGGGGUAGUAAAUGGAGUGAUAGAAGACGAAGAGAGCCUCAAAGAUGAUAUUUACACGGCCUCGGCUUACGGCGAUUUGGAUAAGUUGAAUAGAUUAGUGGAGAGUGAAGGGUGUUCGGUUUCCCUACCUGAUGGUGGCGGUUAUUUCGCUUUACAGUGGGCUGCCUUGAACAACCGCGCUGCCGUUGCUCAGUAUCUAAUUGAACAUGGGGCAGAUGUUAAUGCUGUUGACCACACUGGUCAGACUGCUUUGCACUGGACUGCUGUGCGUGGGGCAAUUCAGGUUGCUGAGUUGUUGCUUCAGGAAGGUACUCGUGUGGAGACUGCAGAUGCAAAUGGAUACCGCGCAACGCAUGUGGCAGCUCAAUAUGGACAAACAGCUUUUUUGUAUCACUUUGUAACCAAAUGGAGUGCUGAUGUUGACGCACCUGACAAUGAUGGGAGAAGUCCAUUGCACUGGGCUGCUUAUAAGGGCUUUGCUGAUACUAUUAGAUUGCUUCUGUUUAUGGAUGCGUAUCGGGGAAGGCAAGAUAAAGAAGGAUGCACUCCUCUACAUUGGGCUGCAAUAAGGGGUAAUCUAGAGGCCUGCACUGUGCUUGUACAAGCUGGCACUAAGGAGGAUUUAGCGGUUACUGAUAGUUCAGGCUCUACUCCUGCCCAACUUGCAUCUGAGAAAGGCCAUCGCCAUGUUGCAUUGUUUCUUUCAAAUGCUCGUAGAAUAUUCAAUAAUCGCUGGGAUGAAAGAAGCCGCCUGGGAAGGCUUGCUAAGAUGGGGCUUGCUCCUAUCCUUUGGUGUAUGAUUACCAUCCUCCUCAUCAUGUACAUCAGCUCGGUAAUCACAUCCUCUACUCUUGUCAAAGUUACAGCUGGAGUUGGACUCUGGGCCUGGUCUGCAGUUUUCCUUGCAUCUGGUGGGCUUGUUAUGUUGUACAGAUGUGGCAGUAAAGAUCCGGGGUAUAUCAAAACGAAUUCAAGUGAUGCACAUAAUCUUAAAGCUGUAGAUGAAUCUUUGUUGAAUCCUGAGCUGAGCAACCCUGCUCUCUUGGCAGGGCAAUGGUCACAGCUUUGCCCAACCUGCAAGAUAGUCAGACCUUUGCGUUCUAAGCAUUGCUCUAUUUGCAACCGCUGUGUUGAGCAAUUUGAUCAUCAUUGCCCUUGGAUAUCCAACUGCGUUGGGAAGAGGAAUAAAUGGGAUUUUUUCUUGUUUCUGUUUAUGGAAACUUCUGCAAUGCUGAUUAGUGGCAUUGUUACUUUUCAGCGACUAGCGGCAGAUCAAAGUUCUCCUUCGUCCUUCAGGCCAUGGAUGAACCAUUUAGCAGUUCAUCAUCCUGGUGCAUUAGCAUUUUUCAUCAUGGACAUUCUCCUGGUGUUUGGUGUUGCAAUGUUGACUGGCAUACAGGCAUCACAAAUUGCACGAAAUAUAACCACCAACGAAAUGACAAAUGCUAUUCGUUAUAGUUAUCUCAAGGGGCCUGGUGGUCGUUUUCGAAACCCUUAUGAUCAUGGUUGUCAAAAGAAUUGCACAGAUUUCCUCAUCCAUGGAUAUAAUGAUGAUACAGAGAUUGCUUGGCAGCCUUUACAACAAGAUGGAACUGGAACAGUUCAGAUGAGUAGGCAUUUGGCAUCUUCAAAUGCUGCUGGUUCUGUGAAGAGUGUCAAUGUUCAGGACAAGAGUUCUGUUGAUAUAAGCUCUGGAAACUGCAAUGUUAAUGUUCACUCUUCGCGUUGUAAUCAUAUUCAUGGUCAAUCUGAGGUAGUUCCUCUAGGCCUAGGUCUUGGGUUGGGACGUAGUAAUUUGGGGCAUGGUCAUCACAGUGCACGUGCUAUAUAAAUGUGUUAUAUAUCAUGAUUUGCGUAGAGAAUUUGGUGACCAUUGUAUUUAUAGUUAAUGAUUGUUUGGAUUUGCAAUUGAGUGGCAAGCGUCUUUGGAAAGGGCAAUAUUGCUUUUUUUUUCCAUCCAAACAAAAAUGGGAGCAUCAAAAAAAUUUCUCCAAGAAUCAGAGUUCUCAGAUUCAAGGAAUGUGUACAUUGCUAUUCAGAAGAAUUCUUUUCCCUGUUGCAAUUCAACUUUUAACCACUAUUCAUCUUGCAGGUAACCUCUACAGAUGCUUCAUAAGAUAGAUUUUUAGGUGCUAGCGAGCACCAAUGUUAUCAAACAUUUUUAUCCUGAGAGAGUUUGCCAUGCUUAAUCAAUGUUUCCUAACUAACCAGAAUGACAGGCCUUGACAAAUUUUGUGCUGCAUGUAUUGUAAAGUGCUGCUACAUAAGAAGUCAUUUAGUCAGGCAGGAUGAAAUAGCGAUAUACUUGCAGUCUUAUGCAAAGUAUGUUCAAAAUCGGAUUUUCUGGAGGAGUGAUGUUUUCACAGCUGACACUGUUAAUGUGAAUAUGUAACAGGUUCUUAAAUGGUGUUCCUGCUUUGAAUGGACAACAUUAUGUCCUUUACAAGUGAUUAAACUAUCUUUGUUCUCUUCUUGUAAGAGUAAUUAGAUUAUCUUGCUGA
Molecule: messenger RNA, 3079 nt
Organism: Cryptomeria japonica (Japanese cedar)
Lineage: Eukaryota; Viridiplantae; Streptophyta; Pinopsida; Cupressales; Cupressaceae
Product: protein S-acyltransferase 24
Exons: 13
Coding region: 514-2409 (631 amino acids)
Biological process (GO): protein palmitoylation
Cellular component (GO): Golgi membrane
Molecular function (GO): palmitoyltransferase activity; protein binding
Source: RefSeq, a predicted model, not a curated record